AUGCAGGACAUUAAAAUCUACAAUUAUGACAUCCAUCAAAUUAGAUUAAAUUUCCAUCAUCACAUUGUUCCUCAACUACAACUUAUAAAUCUCCACAAAUAGGUAAACAUUAAUUAUUUAUAUUAUCAUAACCAGAUGGACAAACAAAAACAGCACAAUUAUUAUCAUGCCAAAUGGAAAUACCAUCACCACAAAUCUUAUAACAAGAUGUAAAUAAUGCAUCUUCCACAACUGGACAUUAUAUACAAGAAUCUUAACUAUUAUCAUAAUAUCCUAAUUGACAUUUGCAAUCAAAUCCAUCCAAAAUUCUAAAUUGUGUUGAAUGACAAGCUAAACAAGAUGAAUCUGAUUAUUCAAAACACUUUUCACAUUUAGUUGAACAAGGCAAACAUUACAAUUAAAAUUCAUCAAAGUAAUAUCCAUUAUUACAUUCACAAGUAUUUCCAUUUAAUAUUAAAUUAACUAAAACUAUGCAUGCUUAACAAUUCUUAUUAGUAGGACCAUUACAUUUGCUACAAAGUUUAUCACAUGGUUAACAUUGUUCUAUAUUAAGUUAGUCAUAAUAACCAUCAAAACAUAAACAUUAUCCAUCUUAUAAAUAUCGUAAAGAUGUAGAUUCACAAUGUAUACAAUAGUUAUUUGAUUAACAUUAUUUGCAAGUAUAAUUGCAAUCUAAACAAUUAGUGCCAUCAAAAUAUUAAUUAAGUUGACAAUUUAAAAUACAAGAUGUAGUUACUAAUCCAUAAUUAGGCUUACAUGUUAAACAAUCAUAUUCAUUUAAACACGUUAGACAUUCAUUAGGACAAUAUUCACAUGUGGAAGUAGUAUCAUCUAAAAAUUAAUUUGAUAAACAUUAUGAUUAUUCCACUUUUACUAUGCUUGAAUCAUAAGCCAUCCAAACAUCACAUGUCAAUUCAUUUGAACAUUAAUUGCAAUAUGGUUUACAGUAAUGAACAACAAUAUAGUAGUUUGAUAAUCCACAAUAGGAAUCAAUAACAUUAACACCAAAACAUUAUAUUGCAAUUGUCAAAGUAGGAUUAUAGGUUAAGACUUAUUCUAUAAUUUAAACUGGAUUAACUGAAUACAAAACUCUGUUUUCAGUACCAUUAUUGAUUUCAUAUGAAAAAUAAUUUAGAGGGGAAUUUGGAAAAUUUGG
Paramecium primaurelia is the source of this 1156-nucleotide messenger RNA. NCBI's taxonomy places the organism in Eukaryota, Ciliophora, Oligohymenophorea, Peniculida, Parameciidae. The record is from the annotation of a GenBank genome assembly.